This is a messenger RNA of Cimex lectularius (bed bug), 1300 nucleotides long. RefSeq lists its product as uncharacterized. NCBI's taxonomy places the organism in Eukaryota, Metazoa, Arthropoda, Insecta, Hemiptera, Cimicidae. The transcript has 4 exons. The coding region runs from base 42 to 602 and encodes 186 amino acids. The record is from RefSeq and is a predicted model, not a curated record.
AUUCGUUCCCAUUAUUUGUCUAUAGUACUUCGAGUGCCACCAUGACAAGUACGAACAAAUUUCUAGCACUGUUGUUCCAUUUGGUCUGUGCAACUUUUGCCGAAUUUGCUGGUCCUUACGAGCUAAUUCCAUUGGAGUUCGGAAAAUGUAGCCCUUCAGAUUGCGAAGAAACGAAAAUCUUUUUUACAAAUUACAAAAUAAGAAAGCUCAACAGGACAAGUUACUUCUACUCUGGAGAAUUAAAUUUAACGAUUCCUUGGAGUGACGACGUAAAAAUGAUGGUUGAUAUUUCUACUUGGGGAAACGGUGGAUGGAAGCCAAACUUCUAUAAUUGGGAAGUAGGCGGCUUAUGCUCUGGAUUGGAAAAGUAUACGUUGAAAUUCAAAAAUGAUCUUUUCUCCUUUCUACACCAUCCUUGCCCUGUACCCGUGGGUGUUUACAAUAUAACCAACUUGAACUUAAGCCAGGCUAGCGAACGACUAAAGACGCUUGUUUAUGGAAAAUUCAAGGCUAUGGCAAAGGGUUACGAUCAGACCGGAAAGUGUGUAAUGUGUUGGAACUUCGUAUGCAAUUGUAUUCCCAAAAAGAAGAAAAAUACAUAAAAAAUGGAAUUAUAUUCUUCCCUCGUUUGUAACUUUUAUUUAGCACAAUUGUCCACUUAAAAACAUGUGCACCCCAGCAGAACAAGUUUUUUUUAAAUUGACAACUAAAAACUAUAUUUGAUCAAAUAAAGAAAUGAUUAUUAUAUACAUGCCAUCAGGUUAACAUAUAGACUUUAGUGUUAAAUUCUAAACUCUCCCCACUACAUUUUGUCGGUAACGAAAAAUAAUUUUGAAAUGACAAAACAUAUGAUAUUUCUAUAUACAUCUAAUUUGGAUCAAUAGAGGAAACGUUAUAGAAUUUUUAAUGUUAUUAUUUAUUAAUAGAAACAAUAACUGUUUAAAAAUUAGAAAUUUUAUUAAUGCUAUCGUAGUCUUAUUUUGAUUAGUAAAGCUUUUCAUCAAUUUUAUUGCGCAGUACCAUGUGGCAUCUGCAUAACAAUUUGAUUUUCAAAGAAAUUUGGUUCACACGUUUUUUGGAUUGCACAAAAAUCAACUUUAUUUCAAUGUUACAAAAUAUACGUUUAGUUAGAAAAUAAUUUUUUUCACCCCAAAUAUUAGAAUAUAAUUAGCUGAAGUCACAAACUUACACUUCUAACACUUUAUCUGUCACUAUAACCAUUUUUGCAACGUUCUAGGUAUUGGUUUUUAAUAAUUAUCCAUUGUAAGUAUUCUUGAUCAUAGGUUGUUGAGAUUGAAAA